Tilletiaria anomala UBC 951 is the source of this 594-nucleotide messenger RNA. RefSeq names its product molybdenum cofactor biosynthesis protein MoaC. Gene Ontology annotation, biological process: Mo-molybdopterin cofactor biosynthetic process. The record is from RefSeq and is a predicted model, not a curated record. NCBI's taxonomy places the organism in Eukaryota, Fungi, Basidiomycota, Exobasidiomycetes, Georgefischeriales, Tilletiariaceae. The transcript has a single exon. Bases 1 to 594 code for a protein of 197 amino acids.
AUGCGCGGCAGCAUUCCACAGCCUAGUCAUUCAACCUCGAGGGACUUUGCCGCAGCGUCAGGCUUCACGCACGUUGAUGAGGCCAGCGGUCAAGUGCGCAUGGUCGACAUCAGCAGCAAGACCAGCACGAAGCGAACUGCUACCGCACGUGGUCGUGUAUGGCUUCCGCGCGCCGCCAUGAACGCUUUGCGGGCGAGCGAGCAAUCUGACGCAUCCUCGGCUGUUCCAGUGCCAGCUUCUACAAAGGGCCCUGUCGUACAAACGGCGCAGCUUGCCGGAAUCAUGGGCGCCAAGCGGACGUCGGACCUGAUCCCCCUGUGCCACCCGCUGGCGUUGACGAAGGUCGCGGUGCACAUCACCUUUGACGACGACGAGGAGCUCGAGCCCGAGGGCGGUUACCUCGUCGUUGAAUGCACGGCGAGCACGACGGGCCAGACAGGUGUCGAGAUGGAAGCGCUGACGGGCGUCAGCGUUGCGUGCCUCACGAUCUGGGACAUGGCCAAGGCGGUCGCGGGACGCGAGAUGUACAUCGAAGACCUGAAGGUCAUCGCCAAGAGUGGCGGCAAGAGCGGCGCGUGGCAGCGGAGCGAUUGA